CCGGGUGCAGGGCCGCUCCCCGCCGCCCGGGGGCGCUGCUGUAACCAAGGAGACGCGGCCUGCUGCCGGCGGCCGACCUGCCCGACGCUGCUUUAAGUAAGUGUUUCACAACUCUGAUGCUGUUCUGUCACAGAGGUUUGGUAGUUGGACUUGAUCUUUCAAUUUCCUUGCGCUAAUUGCAGAACCUGAGCCAUCAUGUCGGUGAGCCACUCCAUUAAAGAGCGAACAAUUUCUGAGAACAGCCUCAUCAUCCUUCUCCAGGGUAUACAUGGCCAUGUCACCACUGUGGAGCUGAGAGACGAGAGCUCCGUCAGAGGACGGAUUGUGAAUGUCGACGCCUUCAUGAAUGUCCGUCUUUCUGAAGUGCUGUACACUGACAGGGCAGGCAAGGCCUUGCAACUGGAUGACUUCUUCGUCACUGGCAGAAACGUACGUUACGUUCACAUUCCAGAUGAGAUCAGCAUCAUCGAUACCAUCCACAGUCAACUGCAGAAAAUUCACCGAGUGCGGAAUUUUGGGGCGAAAGAUCGAGGAAGAAAAGAAUUUCCAUCCAAAAGAUAAUAGUGUGUUGAGCCCAGACAAGCAGACGUCUGUGGUAGGAGCUUCACCGGGGAAGGAGGGGAUUAGGGCUGGUUUAUGUACGGAAUUAGAGAGAGAGCUGUUGUGGAAGGGAGCCAGGGUGGAAAAGCAAGACAGAAUGAUGUAUGGGAUUGGGGUGGGAGUGGAAUCAAGACAACGGGGUGCAGUAACAUUGAUGAGGACAACCACACCUCCAAACUAAUCAGUUGGCAGUACCUUCAUCCAUGGGUUUAAAAAUAAUUGGGUAAAAUCUCAUCACACAAUCCAUGAGUCUGCGAUCCCAAGCAAUGCCGAGAGUGUACUGCAUUGUACACUCUGCAUUGUACAUUCUGACUGGCAAAUCCAAUGUGGUUUUAUGGUUCAUGUGCACAUUACUGGAAGAACUGGUAUCCCGAAUGACUCCCGUCUGUAGCAACUUCACUGUGGGAGAUUGCCUAGUGGAGAGUCCCUGCUGCAUUUGGCGAUAUAAGUCCAAAAUAAUUCAUUCUACUUAAAAUGUUUUGGGUUAUCUCUGUGAGAUAAGCCUUGAUGAAAUUAAAAUGCAUGUCCGUUAUUUUGUAUUGACAAUGUAUAUCUGUAUUGAUUCCCAAUAAAUAAUGGAAACAUGGAA
This is a messenger RNA of Amblyraja radiata (thorny skate), 1189 nucleotides long. RefSeq names its product LSM10, U7 small nuclear RNA associated (gene lsm10). The transcript has 2 exons. Bases 196 to 561 code for a protein of 121 amino acids. Gene Ontology annotation, molecular function: U7 snRNA binding; histone pre-mRNA DCP binding. NCBI's taxonomy places the organism in Eukaryota, Metazoa, Chordata, Chondrichthyes, Rajiformes, Rajidae. Gene Ontology annotation, cellular component: cytoplasmic U snRNP body; nuclear body. The record is from RefSeq and is a predicted model, not a curated record. Gene Ontology annotation, biological process: mRNA 3'-end processing by stem-loop binding and cleavage.